AUGUUUAUAUAUUUAAUUCUAAUUUCACUUGUCUUAACUAUUCAAGGUGUUGAAAAAUCAAAAUUAUUUUCAUAUAGAAUUAUUGCUUUAAAAGACUAUGACUUUUUCAAUCAAUUACAAAUAGGUAAAUUUGCCAAUGAUUGAUAAGAUAAGAAAAUGGAAAAGCCAUGGUUAGUAUUUUUUUUUAUGGAACACGAAUAAAAAUCUAAAGAAUUUAUACCAAUAUUUGAUAAAUUAGCAGAGGAAUUCAAAGCUACAAAUAUGUACUUCUCAGCUGUUGAUAUGUAUUGAAUUAAUUUAGAUAAGAUAUGAAAAUGAAGAUGUUAGAGAUAGAAUAGUUGUUUAGACAUUUCCAUAAUUAGUUUAUUUUGAUAUGAAUAGUCUAAUGUAUAGAUAUAAUGGAGAAUUGACCUUUGAAAGUGUUUCAAACUUUGUGAAAAAUGAAGAAUGGAAUUUACUUUAAGGAAAGAAAGUUCCUAAAGAAAUCAAUUAUUGGAAGAGAUCUAUAAGAAAGCUAACUGGUUUUGUUGCUGUAAAAAUAAGUAAUAAUUAUCAUUAGAUUUUAAUAUACUCAAUAAUUUUUAGUAUAAUUGCAAUAAUCUGUUACUUUUAAAAUAGAUCACAAAAAAAUUUACUAAAGAAAAUUAGAAGAAUUGAUAUAGCACAAUAAAAUAUCUUAGAAAAGAAAAAGAAAUAUAUGAAGAUUGAAUGA
Molecule: messenger RNA, 712 nt
Organism: Paramecium primaurelia
Lineage: Eukaryota; Ciliophora; Oligohymenophorea; Peniculida; Parameciidae
Source: the annotation of a GenBank genome assembly